Prunus armeniaca (apricot) is the source of this 2682-nucleotide messenger RNA. NCBI's taxonomy places the organism in Eukaryota, Viridiplantae, Streptophyta, Magnoliopsida, Rosales, Rosaceae. The record is from the annotation of a GenBank genome assembly.
AUGGAGAUUCAAGAGCACCGAUGCGAUUCGUUGUCGGAAACAGAAAGCACAGGGGUUGGCCAUAGCGGUCCGUUAAGCGGACCCCUAGUGACCAACAAGAGGAACAACAGCACCAAAAGAAGUGCAAGGUUCAAGGCCAGCGAUCAAGAAGAAUGCUACGUUGAAAUCACGUUGGAUGUUCGCGACGACAGCGUCUUGGUGCACAACAUCAGAGGAGGCGACUCUGAGACUGCAAUGCUAGCGAGCAAGAUAGAGAGAAGGCCUUCAUCGCUGUCUCUUGGCUCCCAACUCUCAUUCAGAUUGAGACAAGUGUCCCAGGAACUGAAGCGCAUGACAUCUUCCAAGAGCUUCAAGAGGGUCGAUAGGACCAAGUCCGGGGCUGCUCGUGCACUCAAGGGGCUCAAAUUCAUGACCAAAAAUGUGGGCAGCGAAGGCUGGUCAGAAAUCGAAACAAGGUUUGAUGAAUUGGCUGUCGAUGGCACUCUUCCUAAGUUGAAGUUUGCCCAAUGUAUAGGGAUGAACGAGUCGAGCGAGUUCGCUGGCGAGUUGUUCGACGCGUUGGCUCGUCGGAGAGGCAUAACAGCAGGUUGUGUGACCAAGGAUGAGUUGAGAGAAUUUUGGGAGCAGAUUUCAGAUAUCAGCUUUGAUGCCAGGCUACAAACCUUCUUUGACAUGGUGGACAAAAAUGCAGACGGUCGAAUCACAGAAGAAGAGGUGAAAGAGAUUAUUUCCUUAAGUGCCUGUGCUAAUAGGCUGUCACAAAUUCAAGAACGAGUUGAGGAAUAUGCAGCUUUGAUCAUGGAAGAGCUGGACCCGGACAACAUCGGAUACAUUGAGUUGUACAAUUUGGAAAUGCUACUUCUCCAAGGCCCAACCCAAUCAACGAACCUCGUCACGGACAGUGGUAUCCAGAGCCAGUUGCUAAGCCAAAAACUAGUCCCAACCAAAGAGCACAACCCUAUACGGCGGUGGUACAGGAGGCUGGCCUACUUCAUGGAGGACAAUUGGAAGCGGAUUUGGGUCAUUGCCCUAUGGAUUUCGAUCUGUUUGGGCCUAUUCACUUGGAAAUUCAUCCAGUAUAAGCAUCGGGCCGUCUUCGAUGUAAUGGGCUAUUGCGUGUCCAUAGCCAAGGGUGAAGCUGAGACCCUCAAGUUCAACAUGGCCCUAAUUCUCCUACCAGUUUGUAGAAAUACAAUUACUUGGCUAAGGAGCAAGACCAAGUUAGGGGUUAUAGUUCCCUUUGAUGACAACAUCAACUUUCAUAAGGUAAUUGCAUUCGGGAUUAUAGUCGGAGUAGGUCUACAUGCAGGGUCACAUUUGACAUGUGACUUCCCUAGGCUACUACACUCGACAGAUGAGGAAUACGACCCAAUGAAGCCAUUUUUUGGCAACAAAAGGCCAGACAACUAUUGGUGGUUCGUAAAGGGCACGGAGGGCUGGACCGGGGUGGUGAUGGUGGCACUAAUGGUAGUGGCCUACACAUUAGCACAACCAUGGUUCCGUCGCAAUCGGCUCAGCCUUCCCAAAACCCUGAAAAGACUAACCGGGUUCAAUGCCUUUUGGUACUCACACCACCUAUUUGUUAUAGUCUACAUCCUCUUUAUCAUCCACGGAUACUUUCUUUACCUCUCCAAGAAUUGGGACAAAAAAACUACGUGGAUGUAUUUGGCAGUCCCAAUCCUACUCUAUGCAUGUGAACGCUUAAUUCGCGCAUUCAGGUCUGGCUAUAAAACUGUUAGGAUCUUGAAGGUCGCAGUUUACCCUGGAAAUGUUUUGGCUCUGCAUAUGUCAACACCACAGGGGUUUAAGUACACUAGUGGCCAAUAUAUUUAUGUCAACUGUUCAGCUAUUUCCCCAUUUCAAUGGCAUCCUUUCUCAAUUACUUCGGCUCCUGGAGAUGAUUACCUAAGCAUACAUAUUCGAACAUUAGGUGACUGGACAUCGCAGCUCAAAUCCAUUUUCGCUAAGGUUUGUCAGCCUCCAUCUAGCGAACAGAGUGGCCUUCUAAGAGCUGAUAUUGCACCUGGCAAUGUGAAACUCAGGAUGCCAAGACUCCUAAUUGAUGGUCCCUAUGGUGCUCCAGCACAAGACUACAAAGAGUACGAAGUCCUUCUGCUUGUGGGCCUAGGAAUUGGGGCCACUCCUCUGAUUAGCAUAGUCAAAGAUGUGCUUACCAACAUUAAGCAACAAAAGGAAACAGAGGGUUAUCGAGGGAAUAUGGUAGAGAAUAAUGGUGCUAACAAAGACAACAAAAGAAAGUCUUUUGUCACCAAACGAGCUUACUUCUAUUGGAUCACAAGAGAGCAAGGCUCGUUUGAGUGGUUUAGGGGUGUCAUGGAUGAGGUGGCUGAAAAUGACAAAGAUGGUGUCAUUGAGCUCCACAACUACUGCACAAGUGUGUAUGAAGAAGGAGAUGCUCGAUCAGCCCUAAUUACAAUGCUUCAAUCUCUUAACCAUGCCAAAAAUGGCGUCGACAUAGUUUCGGGGACUAGGGUUAAGACGCAUUUUGCUAGACCAAAUUGGCGCAACGUUUUUAAGCAUGUAGCUGUUAAGCACACAAAUCAACGAGUUGGAGUAUUUUACUGUGGUGCACAUGGAUUAGUUGGGGAGUUAAAGAGGCUAGCUCAAGACUUUUCCAGGAAAACUGAGACCAAGUUUGAUUUCCACAAGGAGAAUUUUUGA